AUGGAGACAAACGGAGGUGAAGAGGAGUUCAUAACAAUAGUACCGGUAGGCGAAAAUAAGCCUCCAGUUUUGGACCCCAGCUUCGUAACUGUGCUCACGGUUAGUGCAGCAAGCGGCGCUUCCGAAGUCAUCGUCAAAAGGCCUCGCGGGGCCCGACUCGGACUAGGCCUUAAAUUCGAGGGCGGUUCUGCUGCUGCCGAAAAAGUUAGACGGCUACUUGUCCAGUCAUGCGCAGAUGAUAGCCCAGCUGCAAAUGCUGCGGCCCCUUGGGGUAAACUUAUACCUGGCGAUGAAAUCCUAGCUAUAGACGGCGUCUCGGUUUUAGAGCUAACAAGAAUCGACUGCGUCCGUCGAUUAAAGGACUCCGAUGAGAAAUUAACUUUAUUAGUGCGCCAUUUUGAGCCAGACAAUAAGAUGGAUUUAAAUAUUAUAAAUGAAAAGGAAGCGCCAAUAACGACGGCACUUGUGAACGAAAUUGCAAGGCCAACUACUCUACCACCUCCAGUACCUCCGCGAAAAUUAGGAAAGAAAAACUCUUUUAAGGAUAAAAGCACUCUUCAAACGGUCGGUGAGCAGAACACACUCAAUGAUAUAGACAAGCAGACUAAAAGCGAUAGUUCAUCAAACACUCAAAACUUGAAUAGUCCAGCUGUUUCCAAACUAUCCCGCAAGUCCUCUUUCGAUAGUCAUUUAUUUAGACAAAAUAAAGAAAGUAUUGCUUGCUUGAAGAAAGGUUCUCCGGAAGAAGUCCGUCGCUUGGUUCGACGGCUAUCGGAUGGCAAGGCGAUCCCACCAGAAGCAGAAGUCUAUAUUGAUCUGCUGUCAAAUGAAUGGGAGCGAUGUCUCGCCUUAGCUGACGCUGAAUCUGAUGAUACUGGCAGUUCAAUAUCAACAGUUAUUGAUAGAUUAGGUUCGAUGGCAAACUCUGUAGAAAAUAGCAUUCCUUCAACACCUGUUAUGCAACCUAAAACAAUAGACAUACAAAAAGUUUUAAAUAGCAUUGAGAAUAUCGACAAUAACAUCUUAAAAGACUUGACCAACAAAACAAUAAAAGAACAUAAGAUGGAUAUAAAUGAAGCUUGUAAAGACUUAGAAAAAUCAUCAACGACAAACGCGUUAAAAGGUAGAAAUUGUGGAGCCGGGUUACUUACCUCAGACGAACAGCUCAAUAACAAUGUAAAUGGCAGCAAAUUAUUACAAAGUGACAAAAACAACAAUAAUACGGUGAAAGAAAAUGUGGAAAUAAAACCGAAAACCAAGGAAGAAAGUAAAGAAGACAAACGGAUAAUCCAGGAUAAACCUAAGCCUAUGCCAAGAAAUACUAAAGUCGAGCGUUCAGCCAGUGAAAAAAAACGCAGACCACUUCUCAUUCCAGAACCACCUGCACCGUCCGUUGAUCAGUUGCUAACACCUACAAAGAAAACGUGUAUUGAAACAUGGCUACAAAGGUCUGAAGCCGAAAUGAAUAAUAAAAAUGGCGAAAAAAUAGAGGAAACGGCCGCGCCCGAAAUACUUCCACGUUUAAUUGAUUUCGUGCCGAAAACCCAAUUUGUCGAGACCACGAAUGAAAGUUUACCGCGACCCACUUCAGCACCUCCACCGCCACCUGUAGACACCAGAGAGGAUGGCUCAGGGGCGUCACUAGACACUAUAGGGGAGCUCGACGAGUCAUCUGAUGUAACUGAUAAUGCGUGA
Molecule: messenger RNA, 1695 nt
Organism: Leptosia nina
Lineage: Eukaryota; Metazoa; Arthropoda; Insecta; Lepidoptera; Pieridae
Source: the annotation of a GenBank genome assembly